Molecule: messenger RNA, 840 nt
Organism: Helicoverpa zea (corn earworm)
Lineage: Eukaryota; Metazoa; Arthropoda; Insecta; Lepidoptera; Noctuidae
Exons: 6
Coding region: 1-840 (279 amino acids)
Source: RefSeq, a predicted model, not a curated record
AUGCCCAAGAGUUACAAGUUUCUGUCCGAAAAAGCAGUCAUCAUGGAAAGCUACAACAUCGUGGGAAGCGGUACACCCGGAGCGUUGUUUCCCCUACUUACAGGCAAGCCAGUAGAAGAACACCCAGAUACUAGAAAAAGCAUAACGGAAACAAAAGUUGACGAUAAAUCUUUCAUUUUCCAUCUGGUUAAGCAAUAUGGGUAUCGCACGGCGUACUUCGAAGACUCGCCAGAAAUAGGAACUUUUCAGUACAAGUAUAAUGGGUUUCGUCAUCAACCUGCAGACCACUAUCUCCGUGCCCUACUAUUAGAGAAAGCAUAUCAUGAUCCACAUCGGUACCAAUACCACUGCCUAGGUGCUAUUCCACAAUAUCAGGCGUAUCUGAAUCUCGCUAAUGAGUGCAUACAGCUAGAUGGCAACAAGUUUUGCUUUACGUUUAUAUCAGACAUCAGUCAUGACGACUUCAACCUGAUCUCAACUGCAGAUGAAGCAGUUCUCUCGUUCUUGGAAACUUUAAAUGGAAGGAAGGUUUUUGAAGACACCCUCGUUAUAGUUAUGGCAGACCAUGGACAUCGGCACUCAGCAUUCCGUUCAACGUAUCAAGGAAAAAUUGAGGAACGUACGCCUCUAAUGGCUAUCAUCUUACCAGAAAAGCUAAAACAACGUAGACCCAAUGCCCUGAAAGCGCUUAGACAAAAUAAAGACGUGCUGACCACACACUUUGAUCUACAUACGACACUACUUGACGUGUUAGACUUGAAGGACUACAGCAAUAAGUACAAAGUGCCCGGCUCUGAUAUACCGAGAGCUAUGACUUUAUUAGAACCGAAUAUAAUUUAA